ACCCUUCAUCUGCCAUCCCACCCACCUGAGUUCUCCAAUCUUCCAUCCCCAACUCUGCUAUACAUACCCUUUUCAAUUUUCUUGAGUGCCCUGCAAUUUCCAUGGCCAAGAUCAAGAGAAUCUGUACUCUUCUGCUCAGGCUCAUUGCCUUUGGAACCACACUAGCAGCUGCAAUUGUUAUGGCUACUAGCCAUGAGACCAGUUCCUUCUUUGCUGUGUCGUUUGAAGCUAAGUACAGUGACACUCCUGCCUUCAAGUACUUUGUGAUUGCAAAUGCAAUUGCCAGCGUUUAUGGAUUCUUAGUUCUCUUUCUUCCUUCAGAUAGCCUGCUCUGGCGAUUAGUCGUUGCCAUGGAUGUGGUUGUGACGAUGUUGUUGACAUCAAGCGUUUCGGCGGCACUGGCGAUUGGUCAGGUGGGAAAGAAAGGGAAUUCAAAUGCAGGGUGGUUACCGAUCUGUGGGCAAGUUCCAAAGUACUGUAACCAAGUGACAGGAGCAUUAGCUGCUGGAUUCGUUGCUGUCAUAACUUAUGCAGUUCUCCUUCUCUAUGCUAUUCACGCUGUUCUUAAUCCUCUUCUUGUUCAAAAAACCUAGAUAACCUUAGCUCUCUCGAGUCUCCAGGCAUCUUAUAUAUGAUUUUUAUUACAAAGUGAUGUCGUUUCAUUUCUGUUUGUAUACUCUUCUUCUGUCUCCUCUCUUGUGGAGGGUAAUAAAUGGACAUUAUGCAAGUAAAAAAGACAAUAACAUAAUCUAUGUAUAUCCUAAGAGUUGACAUAUAGCAUCUUUUAAAAAUAGUAUGAAUUUGCUAUUUUAACA
Messenger RNA from Manihot esculenta (cassava), 815 nucleotides. RefSeq names its product CASP-like protein 1C1. Bases 102 to 593 code for a protein of 163 amino acids. The transcript is spliced from 3 exons. Lineage: Eukaryota; Viridiplantae; Streptophyta; Magnoliopsida; Malpighiales; Euphorbiaceae. The record is from RefSeq and is a predicted model, not a curated record.